Molecule: messenger RNA, 2289 nt
Organism: Oikopleura dioica
Lineage: Eukaryota; Metazoa; Chordata; Appendicularia; Copelata; Oikopleuridae
Source: the annotation of a GenBank genome assembly
AUGCCGAUGAACUUAGAGUACGUCGGCGAUUUUUUCGCUUAUUAUGUCGUCGCUUUUGGAGCUCUCGUUCUCACGCCACUGACGCUGAAGAAGUUCCAAUCUUCGGCGAAUAAAAAGGAAGAAGAAAGAAUGAAAGAAAGAAAGGCGAAACAUGGCAACUCGAAAUGGUUCAAAAAUAAGGAAUCCGAAUUGAAAAAAGUCGGCGCCAGUCCCUGGAUCACCCGCUUCAUCAUCCUCCUGUGCUGGGCCCUGCUCGCUUUCAUCGGCUACAACGCUUCCCAAACCGAAGAAGUGAUCACCGUCGCCUUCGAUCCCUUCGGAAUCUUGGGCGUUUCUCAAAACGAUCCGCAGUUCCAAGACUUCGAAAGCGGCAAAAAAGCGAUCAAGAAAGUCUACAGGACUCUUUCGCGAACCCAGCAUCCCGACAAGCUUCGAAACGAGUAUUUGAAAGCGAACGACGGCGCCGAGAUUCCUGAUGAUGUCGAAACGGCGAACAACGAAGCUUGGGGAAAAAUUAACAAGGCCUACGAGACGCUGACGGACGAGCACAUGUUCGAAAACUGGGUCAAGUAUGGAAACCCCGACGGAAUGCUCCAGACCAAAUACGGCGUUGCCCUGCCCGCCUGGCUCGUCGAAGAAGACAACCACAUGUACGUCCUCGGCGUGUACGGCCUCCUCUUCGGCAUCAUGCUCCCCGCCAUCGUGGGCAACUGGUGGUACAAGUCGAUCCAGUACACUUCCGAAGCCGUUCUUAUCAAGACGACGAAGCUGUUCGAGUUCUACGUUUACAGAACGCCGCUGAUGAAUCGUCGCCGCGCGCUCAUGGUCUUUUCCGGCGCCUUCGAGUUCAACUCAAAUCACAACAAAGACAUAAAGGAGCGGCCGGAAGAUGCGGAGCAACUGCCGGUUUUGAUGCGCGAAAUCGAGGAAUAUGAGCGAAACGUUUCAAAGCCACCAACUGACAAGCCUUUUGAUCAGGGCUAUUCUAUGAAGGUCCGCCUGCUCUACUUCGCGCACAUGUACGACAUAAAGCUGAGCCCCGAGCUUCAAGAAGACCUCGACAUGAUCCUGAAAAAAGUGCCCGAUCUCCACGCCGAGUUGGUUUCCAAAGUCUUCUUCCUCACCCAAGCGAUGCUGCAGCAGGGGCAAAUGCCAAAAGUGCCCAAAGUCGAAACUCUGGAUAACAUAAUCCGAAACAUGCAGAAUCUCGUCCAAGGUCUUCCGCUGAAUCAACGCUCCGUCGCGUUCAUGCAGCUGCCGCAUUUCAAAGAAGACUUUAUUCGAUUCCUCAACGCCAAGAAGGCUCGAUCAUUGAAGCAAUUGGCCGCCCGACCGGUUGAAGAAAUCAGAGCCAUCUUCAAAUCCCUGCCAGAGAAGGAGUUCAACGAGCUGUACGAAGUCUUCCGCGACAUUCCAGCGCUGCAGAUGAAGGUCGACGUCAAAGUCGAGGACGACGAUGACGACCACAAGAUCACCACCGGCUCGAUCGUCACUGUCAGCACCGAACUCACCCGCCACAACAUGGAAGAACUAUCACAAGCUGCCACCAACGGAGAUGAAAUCGUCUACAACGACGGCGACAUGGGCGAGGUCAAAAUCGCGCCCACUCCCGAGCAAAAAGAAACUGCCAAUCAAGCGAAAAAGGUCAAAUCCAAGAAGGGUCCUCAAGCUGCCGCUGCUAAACGAGCUGCCAAAGCUGCUCGUGAAGCUGCUGAAAAAGGUGCUGGUGAUGCUCCCGCUGUAGAAGAUGACGAGGAAGACGAAGAUGAAGAUGAAACCCCUGAAAACGCCUCCGAAAACGAAGACGCCGAAGAAGCGAGCUGGAAGAAACUCCAAAAGAAAAACAAGCGGAAAAACGUACUGACUCAAGACAACUCGCGAUUAACGCACACAGUCCACGCGCCGCGCUUCCCGGUCGAGAAGCAAGAGUGGUGGUGGGUCUACCUCUGCAUGACGAAUCCCAAGCGCGAGAAGCUCUCCGAGCGACUUCUCUGCGAACCCGUUCAAGUUCAGAACCUCGUCGACGUGAAAGAAGUAGACAUCCGCUUCCCCGCCCCCGGCCGCCCAGGAAUGUACAACUUCGUCGUCUACGUCCGCUCCGACAGCUACAUCGACAUCGACAUGAAGCACGAGUUCACUAUCACUGUCGAAGAGAGGGUCGAGGAAGAAAUCGUUCCGGAAAUGUGGGAUUCCGAAGCUGAAUCGGACGUUGACGGUGGUUUCGUGACGGAUUCCGACUCCGAAGAACCCUCCAGCUCCGAAUACGAGACCGACUCCGACGAGGAAUGA